Molecule: messenger RNA, 562 nt
Organism: Anopheles stephensi (Asian malaria mosquito)
Lineage: Eukaryota; Metazoa; Arthropoda; Insecta; Diptera; Culicidae
Exons: 3
Coding region: 87-533 (148 amino acids)
Biological process (GO): sensory perception of smell
Molecular function (GO): odorant binding
Source: RefSeq, a predicted model, not a curated record
CUCCCCAGAGCUGCCAGUCCCUUAAAAUAAAACAACCCAUUAAGUACAACCAUCAAUAGAAUCAAACGGAAUCCUAAACUGGAAACAUGCUGGGAAAGAUGUUGCUUACUAUUGUCCUCGCCUGGUGUGUGCUCUCCUUAGGGCAGGCCAGAGAAGAGACAACCGUUGAAGAAUGCGAAAAGAACAUUGCUCCAUCGUUGAAGAGCCGCAUCUGUGAGCUUCGUCAGUAUAAGACGGUACAAGGCAAGGACAUGGAUAACCACAUGCAGUGUGUUCUGGAAGUGAUUGGCUUUGUGGAGGACACUGGUGAUGUUGUGUUCCAGGAUCUGCUCGCUGUACUGAAAACGAUUGAUUCUAGUCCAGAUCAUUUAAGCAACCUUAAGCAAUGUAAUUCUGAAGCUGAUCGUGUCGAUAGCACAAGCAAAGCGAACACCUUCUACACGUGCAUCUUGGGAACGAGCUCGUCGGAGACCUUCAGGAAGGCAUUCAAUUAUGGUGGGUUAACAGCGGCUGACGGUCAGUGUACCAAAUAAAGUAAAAAAGUGCAUUGAGCAGUGUAAAA